GCCCUGGUGGCUUCCAGUUCAUACAAAGAAAGCGUCGUGUUUUGAAGCAGUCAACUGCGCUUCCCUUGCUGAGAUCACAGUAUCGAGACUCCCCAUUGCUUUGCUUGAUUGCGACGUAACGAUAAACAUGACUCCCUAUCCCAGCUUCUGCUACUGCGCCAACUUCUAUUGCUCCGUGAGAUGCACCAACACGGUCAGCAAGUUCGGCGAGCGCUGCCUGCUCUGCACCGUAGCCAGGUGCGGCGUCUCGCUCACGCGCGGCAUGCUGCCGGAGGAGAGUCUCUGGCUGGUGUUCAACACGGAGGAUGAUGAGGACUGGGACAACAGCAGAGACAGCAACAACAACAACAGGCAGGGCGUGCGGCUUGACAGCGACCAGCCAAGUCACAGCGCCAGCAGCAACAGCGACAGUGACAGCAGCAGCAACAAGAGCAGCAGCAGCCGCUCUUGGCGCGCGACGUGGCCGUUCAGGGGCGCCUUCUCGCUGCCGUCGCUGUCGCCGAGCAGGAAGCCGCCGCAGGAUGGGCCGGGCGUGUGCCGGAACGGGCCGAGGGGGUCGAGGGCGUGGUAGGGAGGUGCUCACCUCGCGGGAUGCAGAGGGUAUGAGCAAGAUGGCCACGGCUUGCUGAGGUACAAGUUGGCAUAACCCUGAUCAAACAGGGACCGGCUGCAGGCCCGACGUCGGGCAAGAACACUUGGAAGACUCGGAACCGGGUGGUCGGUCGGCUACUGCGGUGUCGUGGUCUGCGUCGAGUAGCGAGCGCACUUCCUUAAUCAA
Thermothielavioides terrestris NRRL 8126 is the source of this 778-nucleotide messenger RNA. RefSeq lists its product as uncharacterized. The record is from RefSeq and is a predicted model, not a curated record. The coding region runs from base 128 to 571 and encodes 147 amino acids. NCBI's taxonomy places the organism in Eukaryota, Fungi, Ascomycota, Sordariomycetes, Sordariales, Chaetomiaceae. The transcript is spliced from 3 exons.